AAGCAACCACAUGGUGGACUUUAUUGACCCACCGCCUUUGACAAACCCUACAGAGGUCAAACAUGUCUUGAUUCUAUUUAUAUGUGUCACGUAAGCCUACACACUUCUCACUGAAAGCACGCUCAAGGAUGAGGAGAUCCUUGUGAAACUUUCUCAGCACAAAAGCGUUUUCAUUGGUUUCAAGAACUGACAGGCUAGAUAGGGCUCAAUAAUAAUUCUUUGAUUCAUUCAAAAGCCAUCAUAAACUUGAACAAUAAAAAUACAAAUAAAAAGGAAUUUCAGGAUGAACACAAACCGUGCUGUGUGAGUUAUGCCAACUGCAUGUCCCCUUAAAGCAACAACGUUGCCUUGGCACAUGAUACAUUCUUCUGACAGAUGCUCGGUCUUGUAAGGCCGCUUGAGUGUCCGAGUUGGCAGCAUGACGCGCUAAUAUACCGAGCGGCUCACUUCUCCUUAACCCACGCGUUUCCCCGCUAUAGGCCUAUCUGUAAACCUUAUUUCUAUGCUUACAAAUGAGUAACUUUCUGUACUAGCCUAUCUGCGCGUUUGUAAUCCCAUGUAUAGUGGAUGAAAGGAACUAUUUGACAGUGCAGGUCUUCCGGCAGCACUAAGUCAAUCAACUGCAGUGUAGCUAGAUCUAGGAUUAUCACUGGGACUUUUAUCACAGAACCGAGCGGUUAAUGUCGCGUGUGAGUCGCGUUAUUCGACUUUAUUCCUUCAUCGUGUCGUCACGGAAUAAACCGAGAUUCAAUCAUGACAGAGACGCGCAUUUCGCGCUGGUACUUCGGAGGAAUUGCCUCGUGCGCGGCCGCCUGUUGCACUCAUCCACUGGACUUAAUAAAGGUUCAUCUGCAAACCCAGCAGGAGGUGAAGAUGAGGAUGACUGGCAUGGCUAUGCAGGUGGUGCGCAGUGAUGGGGUGCUAGCACUCUACAAUGGGCUCAGUGCUUCACUCUGCAGGCAGAUGACUUACUCAAUGACCCGCUUUGCCAUUUAUGAAACUGUGAGAGACAAGAUAUCUAGUCAAAACCAGGGGCCCAUGCCCUUCUACCAGAAGAUCUUGCUGGCUGCUUUUGGAGGUCUUACUGGUGGGUUUAUUGGGACACCAGCGGACAUGGUUAAUGUCAGAAUGCAGAAUGAUGUGAAGUUGCCACCUGAAUUAAGAAGAAACUAUGCACAUGCUCUUGAUGGAUUGGCACGUGUCUGGAAAGAAGAGGGAAUAAGGAAGCUGUUCUCUGGAGCGUCAAUGGCAGCUAGUAGAGGGGCCAUGGUCACUGUGGGGCAGCUCUCCUGUUAUGACCAGGCCAAGCAGCUGGUUCUGGGAACUGGUUUGAUGACUGAUAACAUUUUCACUCACUUUGUUGCUAGCUUCAUUGCGGGAGGUUGUGCUACUGUUCUCUGUCAGCCUAUGGAUGUGGUGAAAACCAGACUGAUGAAUUCAAAGGGGGAAUACAGGGGGGUGAUUCAUUGUCUGUCUGAUACUGGAAAACUCGGACCUAAAGCUUUCUACAAGGGCCUUGUCCCAGCUGGAAUCCGCCUGAUUCCUCACACUGUACUUACUUUCAUCUUUCUGGAGCAGCUCCGAUUGUACUUUGGCAUUAGAGUCGUCACCUCUACAUGAACUCUGACACAAAAGCUCCUGGUAUUAACAUCAGUUUCAGGUGAUCCCUUCACAAGUAGACAGUAAUAAAAUCCAGUGUAAAUGGGGUCCAAAACAUUCUGUGAUCGAAUCACUGAAACCAAAUAAGGUGGACAGAAACACAAUUCGAACCACGAAGGGCCACCUACUCACCUGUCAGUCAUUCUUUGUGCUAAAGCAAUGGUCUCAAACAACGUAUCCAAUUAUUUAUGCCUUUAAAAGAAAAUAACCGAAUCAAAAUAUUUGGAAAAUCCUGUAAUUACAUGCACAAGACUUCAUGGAAACUCAGUUGCAGUUUUGAAGUUCAGUUCAUAAAUGAAUAUGCCUCAAAAUGUCACACUUGUGGUGAGAUUAAAAUUUGAAACUUAUUUGGAAGCAACAAUGUUCUCAACCUUUUCUUGUGGGUGACCACUUGUGACUAAAUUAACCAAGAUGAAUGUUAAUACCAGGUGUAAACAGCUCCAAAAUGCACCUGACUGCUACAGUGUAGAGCAAUGGGCUGUAGUUCCAGGGAAGCACUGGCCAAGGAACCUGAUUGAGAAGGAGAAAACUACUGUUGACAACAGUAGUACCUUUCUUUAGCGGUCUCUUUUUUUACUAAUAAUCAUUUUGCAGUGCCAUUAUUAUUAACAUUCAAGUUGCCUGCAUGUGAUAAUGUUUGCCAUAUAUACUCAAUUUGUCAUUUAUGUUCUGUUGAUUGUGUGAUGUAGACCUUGGCCCGUUGUCUUUGUGAUCAUUUUUUUUUUUAAAGCGUCUUUUUUCAUUUACCUGAAAUGAUCUCAAACUGGAAUUGAUAGAAAACAUAAUUUCACAAUCACAAUAUUUAAAUGUAUGACCUUUUGUGUGUUCUAUUGAUUAAGUGUUUAUUUAAUGAGAACCCAUCUUAAACCAUAAAAACCUACUGGUGUCAUUGCUGUCAUUACACUGAAUAAUGUAAUACAUGUAAUGUCCUACAGGUAGCAGUGCUGCAUCGUCACUAACUCAAUGGUGUGAGCGUAAACUCACGCUUUCAUGUGGUGGGAAAGUGUCAG
Messenger RNA from Sinocyclocheilus rhinocerous, 2669 nucleotides. It is a transcript of the gene slc25a10a, whose product is annotated as solute carrier family 25 member 10a. The coding region runs from base 754 to 1620 and encodes 288 amino acids. Lineage: Eukaryota; Metazoa; Chordata; Actinopteri; Cypriniformes; Cyprinidae. The transcript is spliced from 11 exons. The record is from RefSeq and is a predicted model, not a curated record. Gene Ontology annotation, biological process: transmembrane transport.